AUGACCAACAACAACGCCCAUCAUCAGCAUAGAAUUGCGAGGUCAUCUAUUGUACCAUUGAUAUGCUUCACCACCAUUUGGAUCAUUUCUUCGGUCGGUCAGGUCGUAUUGGUCAAGUACUUCCAAACUAACUUGCAUCCGCAGCUGCCAUGGCUGCUCGCCGAUCUAGCUGGUGUUGGUUUUGUAUUCGUCAUUCCUAUUUAUAUCAUCUUCUGUAUGAGAAGGGUCAAUGUCGAACGGGGUGAGUCGGGCGGCACUUACGAUAGGAAGGUUGAUGAGAGUGGUUUGCCAGAAAAAGAGGAGAACCCGUCAACAUUGAUGGAUCUGUUCAUGGCGCCAUACAGGACUGGCAGGAUUAAGUGGCAUGUCUUGGGAGGGCUCUUCACUGGCUGCCAGCUGUUGUGCAUCUCGUUCGCUUUGAAGAUGUUGCCGGGCAGUACUUUCACCGUGGUCCGCACAUGUGAGCUGCUCAUCACGUUAGUGACUUCGAUACUCCUAUUGGGAAAGGUCUUCAAUCGCUACCACUACGUAGCGGUAGCGGCUAUGCUGAUCGGUGGUGCUAUAGACUCGUUCGCUACGCAGCAUGACGAGAAGGUCUCUAAGGACAAUGUUCAGGUUUUGGCAGGUGUGCUCAUCACCUUCUUCGGUGUGGCGCUGGCGAGCUCCUCUCAGGCAGUUCUGGUCGAGUGGCUGUAUCGUCACAACAUCAUGAUUAAGAAGCGAUAUGACCAUUUGAUGGAAAUCUCAUUGUAG
Messenger RNA from Perkinsus marinus ATCC 50983, 753 nucleotides. RefSeq lists its product as hypothetical. The coding region runs from base 1 to 753 and encodes 250 amino acids. The transcript is spliced from 5 exons. The record is from RefSeq and is a predicted model, not a curated record. NCBI's taxonomy places the organism in Eukaryota, Perkinsozoa, Perkinsida, Perkinsidae.